Molecule: messenger RNA, 1680 nt
Organism: Betta splendens (Siamese fighting fish)
Lineage: Eukaryota; Metazoa; Chordata; Actinopteri; Anabantiformes; Osphronemidae
Gene: mat2b
Product: methionine adenosyltransferase 2 non-catalytic beta subunit
Exons: 7
Coding region: 142-1188 (348 amino acids)
Biological process (GO): S-adenosylmethionine biosynthetic process
Cellular component (GO): methionine adenosyltransferase complex
Molecular function (GO): methionine adenosyltransferase regulator activity
Source: RefSeq, a predicted model, not a curated record
CAUUACGACAGUCGUUUUACGGCAAACAGCGGAUUGGACCGGAAGCGAAAAACGGAAGAAAAAAUGUUUUGCAGAGAUCUAUUUUGAUCAAUAAUUGAUCCGGUGACCGAUUACAAUCGCCGAUAUCUGAUUGGAGGAGACAUGAGCUUCGCAGCUGCGGAACUUAGAAUCAUAUUCAGCCCUGGCCAAGUGCAGCUUGUUCAGGUAAACGAGCUAUUGGUCGUAACUACUAACGUCAGAAAGGAGGAGGAGGCGUUCCCAGGUGGUCCCAGGGUCCUGGUUACUGGGGCGACGGGGCUUCUGGGUCGUGCAGUCUGCAGGGAGUUUCACAUCAGUGGUUGGUCUGUUGUUGGAACUGGAUAUCGAAGAGCCAGGCCUCAUCUCCUUCGUUGUGACCUAACAGAUGAGGAUGCUAUUCGGGGACUUUUGCAUGAACACCAGCCUGAUGUUAUUGUCCACUGUGCGGCUGAGCGACGCCCCGACGUCGUGGACCGACACACAGAAGCAGCUGUAAACCUCAAUGUGCACGCCACCAGCACUCUUGCCAAAGAGGCAGCUGUAUCUGGAGCGUUGUUCAUAUAUAUCAGCACCGACUAUGUGUUCGAUGGAAGGAAUCCUCCCUACGGAGAAGACGACAGCCCCAACCCUCUGAAUCUUUAUGGACGAAGCAAACUGGAGGGCGAGAGGGAGACACUUCGACAUUGUCCAGGUGCAGUGGUGUUGCGGGUGCCUGUUUUGUUUGGGGAGGUGGAAUCGCUAACAGAAAGUGUGGUGACUAACCUGUGGCUGAAAGUGGAGGCGGCAGAGGGCUGCACCUUGGACCACUGCCGGCAGAGAUUUCCUACAGAUGCUCGGGAUGUUGCUGCUGUUUGCAGGAAAUUAGCAGAAAGGGCAAAAGAGGAUCCAUCUAUUAGAGGAAUCUUCCAUUUUUCAGGUAAAGAGCAGAUGACCAAUUAUGAAAUGGCUCUUGCCAUUGCUCACGCCUUCAACCUUCCAUCCAACCACCUUAUUCCUCUGACAGAGCAGUCACCAGGCUCUGCUCUUCGUCCUGUCAAUGCUCAAUUAAACUGUACACGCCUGGAGUUGCUCAACCUGAGUGUGGAACCGAGGCCAUUCAGCUCGGCCAUCACUGACUGUUUGUGGCCCUUCACACCUGACAAACGCUGGAGACAGACAGUCUUCCAUUGAUAGAUGGGUGGGGAAAAAAAGUUAACAGAAUAUUUCAUCUGCAUUUAGAAUACAUGUGCGUUGGCUAAUUGUCUGCAUUUUGUAUGUGUGCGCAUAUCAGAUAGUUGUGGUAUUGGUAUAGUAACUGUUUGAACUUUAACAGUUUUACUAAAACAGGUUCUUGUGAGGUUAAAACCUUAGGGCAGGGGUGCCCUGGUCCUGGAAAGCUACUGUCUUGCUGUUUUUCAAACUCUCCCUGCUGAUCAGGUUUGUCAGUUGAAGCUACUGAUUGAAUAAACACACCUGGUUAAGGUAAUAAGUAUUAGCUGAGGCAGGGGUAGUUGGAAAUCCAGCAGGACAGUAGCUCUCAAGAACCAGGGUUGGACACCCCUGCCUUGGUUCUAAAUUAUAAUCAAGUCAUCUUAAAACAAAAAACAACGUAUGUUUACAGAAUAACUUUAGCAAAUUUUACACUUUGUUGUUGAGAUUAAUUAAUUAAACCCUUUAAAAAUA